Messenger RNA from Microplitis demolitor, 1453 nucleotides. RefSeq names its product coatomer subunit epsilon (gene epsilonCOP). Lineage: Eukaryota; Metazoa; Arthropoda; Insecta; Hymenoptera; Braconidae. The transcript is spliced from 3 exons. Gene Ontology annotation, biological process: retrograde vesicle-mediated transport, Golgi to endoplasmic reticulum; intra-Golgi vesicle-mediated transport; endoplasmic reticulum to Golgi vesicle-mediated transport. The record is from RefSeq and is a predicted model, not a curated record. Bases 38 to 949 code for a protein of 303 amino acids. Gene Ontology annotation, cellular component: COPI vesicle coat. Gene Ontology annotation, molecular function: structural molecule activity; protein binding.
AAUUGUGAAUAGAAACAUUUCGAAACGUCAUAAGUAAAUGGUCAAGAUGGCACGUCAGCAGCAAGCUGAUGUUGAUGAAUUAUUUGACGUUAAAAAUCAUUUUUAUAUUGGAAAUUAUCAACAAUGCAUCAACGAAGCACAAAAAGUCAAGCCAACGACAAUAGAUAUCGCAUUGGAGAGAGAUGUAUUUUUAUACCGUGCUUACAUAGCGCAACGUAAAUUUCGUGUUGUGCUGGACGAAAUAAACGAAUCGUCAUCAGCAGAAUUGAAACCGUUUAAAAUACUAGCUGAUUAUUUUGCAUCGCCGAACAGACGUGAAACAAUUUUAGCUGAGCUGGAUCGGGCUACUGGUUAUUCAAUUAUUGAUAAUAAUAAUUUGAUGAUUGUAGCGGCAACUAUUUAUUAUCAUGAAAAAAAUCUUGAGUCGGCAUUACGUGUACUGCAGAAUGCUAAUAAUUUAGAAUGUAUGGCACUGACACUGCAGAUUUAUUUGAAAAUGGACCGGCUGGAUCUGGCUAAGAAGGAGUUGAAAGCUAUGCAAGAUAAGGAUGAUGAUGCCACCUUGACACAGUUGGCACAGGCUUGGAUUAAUAUCAAUAGUGGUGGUGAUAAAUUACAGGAAGCAUAUUAUAUAUUCCAGGAAAUGAUUGACAAAUAUUCCAGUACUAGUAUGUUAUUAAAUGGACAAGCGACAUGUUUUAUUGGACAAGCUAAGUACGAAGAAGCUGAAAGCGCAUUACAAGAAUCACUUGACAAAGACAGUAACAACCCUGAUACACUCAUAAAUAUGAUCGUACUAUCACAGCACAUGGGAAAACCACCAGAAGUUGCGAACCGUUACCUCAGUCAACUUAAAGAUUCAAACCUAGACCAUCCUUUCGUGAAAGAAUAUUUACAAAAAGAAGUUGAAUUCCAAAGGCUUUGUAAUCAGUACUCACUAUCAGCUUAAAUUUGAUAUUAUUAAUUUUUUUUCAUAUUAUUAUUACUAAUAUUGCCGUCGUGGAGCAUUUAAUGAUAAAUUAUAAUUUAUAAUUGUCAGAGUUAAAAUAAUGAGACAAAAAUUACAUAUAACGAUACUGCUGCCAUUUUGUAAUCAAAUUUUCAAUAGAAAAAAAAUAAUUAUAAUAAUUAAAUAUACAUAAGUAAUUAAUAACACAUUUGUCAAUUCUUUUUUUUUUUGAUAUAUAUUUAGAUAGAAAUUUGAUAAUGAUUUAAAAGUAGUUUGGAUAAAAAAAUAAAAUGCAGGUAAUGAGUACUGAUUAAAAAUAAAAAUAUUUGAAACUUAAUUGGUGAAUAAAUAGUGUAGAUUUUUUGAAUAUUUAGUUACAGUAAUAAAUAAUUAUAUUUAUAAAUUAAUGUACUUUGUUUUAUUAAUAUUUUGUUACUUCGAUUAAAAUAACAAGUUAAAUAUUAUUUUAUUAUUAAAUAUAUAAACUUAAGUCGAAGAUCAAUC